AUAUCAAAUAACACAUUAUGGCAGCACGGGAGUCUGGUAGAAUAAAAGAUGCAUAUCAAAAGCGAGUACUUGAUGAAGCUGCUCGUAAACGCAGACAGAAAAAAGCAUUGGAAGCUUUGGAACAAGACAAUUUUCAUGAUGACCCACAUGCAGAUUUGGUAAUGAGCAAAAAGGUACCAAAAUUUCAAGAAACACUAGACACCAGAGGCGGUAGGAAGAAAAAAACUAGGUCAGCUGAAUAUUAUAAGCAACGGUUUAGAAAAACCUUUGCUCAAUUAGUAGAAGAAGAUCUUAAUAUUAAUCCAAAUUCUCCAAAUUAUGUCUCUGCUCAAGCACCACCAUCACGCUUUCCUGAACGCCACUUUUGUGCAGUUUGUGGAUUUCCUAGUAAUUAUACUUGUAUUCCUUGUGGUGCUAGAUAUUGUAGCAUGAAAUGUUUAGGUACUCAUCUCGAUACAAGGUGUUUAAAGUGGACAGCAUAAUGAGAAAAUAUAUUCUUUGUACAAACCGAUUAGCGAAAAAAAUUUGUAAGUAAUUCAGCAUUAAAGAUAUAGUAGUCAAAAUAUUAUUAAGUUUUUGUACUAAAAAUUAAAAUUUUUGCAAGUUAAAAAAAUAAUAUUAUUAUACAUAUAUCAUCAGACAGUUAUUGUAAAUAUAAUAGUUCUACCUAUAAUAAGAUCUGUAUGUGAAAUAAAGUUAAUUAUUUUCCUACUAA
Messenger RNA from Megalopta genalis, 715 nucleotides. Its product is annotated as zinc finger HIT domain-containing protein 1. Gene Ontology annotation, biological process: chromatin remodeling. The record is from RefSeq and is a predicted model, not a curated record. NCBI's taxonomy places the organism in Eukaryota, Metazoa, Arthropoda, Insecta, Hymenoptera, Halictidae.